Uranotaenia lowii is the source of this 3265-nucleotide messenger RNA. RefSeq names its product exocyst complex component 1 (gene Sec3). Gene Ontology annotation, cellular component: plasma membrane; exocyst. The record is from RefSeq and is a predicted model, not a curated record. Lineage: Eukaryota; Metazoa; Arthropoda; Insecta; Diptera; Culicidae. The coding region runs from base 204 to 2888 and encodes 894 amino acids. The transcript has 4 exons. Gene Ontology annotation, molecular function: phosphatidylinositol-4,5-bisphosphate binding. Gene Ontology annotation, biological process: Golgi to plasma membrane transport; exocytosis.
UGUACGACUGUCAAAACGUGAAAAUUGGAUGUCAACAAAAACAUCCCAUAAAUACCAAAAUUUCUAUAAUUUUUAUGAUUUUGUGCAAUUUGUGUACCAUUUUCCGUCGGUAAUGUGUUUCCCUCAAUUGCUUAGGACCUAAGCUACUAGAAUUCGAAGGAGUUUUCCUGAAACCGGAGCCAAUAACAACGAAAAUACCGGAAAUGGCAGCCGGUGUGAAGUAUCUCCUCCAGUCGGAGGUAUUCGACGCCCUGGAGGAACGGAUUCUGUGCGUGUGCAAUGUAAGCAAGCUGUUAAAGAAAAAGAAAACCUCGUACCUGUGCAUUGUAGCCACGACGAAACCUCGGAUUGUGGUGUCCAUUUGCCAGGUCAAACAGUACGACAAGGGCGUCUGGAAAAAGAAGCGCUCCUGGACGCUGGAAGAGGUGAAGGGGGUGGAUGGCCGAAAUGAGUCACCCGAAACGCACGAGUUCGAUUUGGCACUGGAGAAGGUUUACCGUUGGUUUUCGGCCAAUCUGCACGAAAGGCAAAAUUUUAUCACGGUCUUGUGGAAGCAGAUACAAAAACACACAACGGUAGGAGAAUCCGGUCCGUUGUUCAAAAAUGUGCCGAAGGCUUGGCUCACGGAACGAUCCCCGGAAAAGGCGGUGGUGGAUGGCAAGUUUAGCACGGUUGGUUCCCGAGGAGCAGGCAAUGGAGGGAAUGAGGAAGAUGACGAUCUGGAUGAGGUGGAAAGUGAAGACUUUCAUGCCCUUACCGAAAAGGAGGAAACCAAUUUGAGUAAACUGAUUGGCGAAUGCGACUAUGCCAUCAGCAAUGCCGAAAUGUUUAUGGAACAGUUGGGGAAGAAUUUGCAGGAACUGGAUGGGGCCAACAUCCAGAGCGUGUUGGCUUCGGAAAAGCAGGUCGAAGCCCUGAUGGAACAAAUAGAAGCCGCAAUAACGGAAGCCGAGAAGGUCGAGAAGCGCCUGGAUGAUUACGACGAGAUCUUGUGUCACAUUCGCGAUACCAUGGAGAAAAUGGGCGAGAAAAACCAAAUGAUUGAAAUCGCUAACACAAACAACGUUAAGCUGCUGCAGGAAUUGGAGAAAGUCGUAACCCAGUUGGAUUUGCCCCACGUGCACCAGAUUGCGCUAACAGAUACCGAUUUGACUCCGAAAGGUUUACCAGCGGCCAUUGCUGCCGGUAAAGCGCUGCAGACGGCCAUGAACAGCGACAUUGACCCGGCCUUGCUUCGACUGACUGCUGUCCAGGAUCAACGCAAAAGAUUCGAAAAAUGGAAAGCAAAGUUCUCACAAACCGUUAGCCGACAUUUGAAUAAUUUGUUUAUCCAUUUGGGUAACUUGGGAGACUCACAAAGUCCUCAUUCGAACGAUUUAUCGCUUCCAAAGCACAAUUCAGUGCACAAAGAACUGUCUGCCUAUGCCGAACUAAUGCACUGGAUGAAGGCAAUGGAUCGAAAGGCUUAUGAUGCUUUGGUGAAAGUGUACACCAGCUCGUUGAGUAAAGUUUACGAUCGAGAUAUACGAAACUUUUUCGAUAUGGCCAAGCAAUCAAUAUCUGUUAAGCGAUUUGGUUCCAGGGAAGAUUUAAACAGCAGCUCGAUGAGCAAUAAGUUGAAAUUGGGCCAACAAAGUAGCAAACCUUCGCCUCAACCUUACGGAAUAAUUGGAAUCAAUCGGGAUCAAUGGGGACAAGGAGCGGAACCUUCCGAGCGCCAAAUGUUUGAUUCCAUUUUGGAAAAAGUCUUGGCUGAACUGGAACCGGUGGCAUUGAGCGAGCAGCACUUCUGUAUUGCCUUCUUCCAACUCGAUGUGAUCAGUCCGACGGGCAAAAAUACUCAGACAACGCUCGAGAUGGCUUCGAAUGUUCCAGAACGUGAUGAAAGGGACACGGCACUGGCGAUUCCCCAAAAACGCUUGGAUCGACAAAUUAACGAAGAAGUUCGACGAAUGAUGGGGGAGUUGUUCAGCAAUCUGGAACAGGAACUUAACAGCUUUAUUCUGAGUUAUGAAAAGUUGGACAGUUAUUAUUCCUUAUACGUUCUUGUUCGUCUCACGCAACACGUAAUGUCGGCUCAGGAUGCUCAAUCUUUUCUCAGUAUGACCUUUGCUUCGGCGCUAGUUCACGUUAAGCGAAAUUUCGACAAGUUUAUGAACCUCCAGCUGCAAUCGAUUCAAGAGGCCAAAGUUCCGAAACGGUCCAAGUGUGGUCUGCUGCCCUAUGUGGAAAAUUUCGAAGAGUUUGCUGUUACUGCCGAAGCAAUUUUCAAAAAAACCGAACGGCGAAACGAUCUGGACAAGUGGUACCUCAAACUGGUGUCUUCCAUCUUCGAGUACAUUCCGGCCCACGCUAUGGAACAUGCGAAAACUCCACAACAGGUGGUCAAGAUGGAAAACUACCAUCGAAUGCAUUCGCUAUUGUCGCAGCUCAAGGUGGGCGUGCUGGAACAGUUGAAGAAGGAUGCCAAAGUUAGGUACAACGAUGCGCUGAAGGCAUACGUCACCAAGUAUUUCGGAAGACCUUUGGAGAAGUUGAAUCAAUUCUUCGAGGGAGUUCAACAAAAAGUGCAACAAGGCGUGAAGGAAACCGAAAUCAGCUACCAGAUGGCGUACUCUAAGCAGGAACUACGAAAGGUUAUCGCUCAAUAUCCAGCCCGAGAGGUGAAGAAAGGUUUGGAACAGCUCUACAAAAAGGUCGAGAAGCAUUUGUGCGACGAGGAAAAUCUGCUGCAAGUGGUUUGGCGCGCCAUGCAGGAAGAAUUUAUCGCCCAGUACAAUUCGCUAGAGCUGUGGAUCCAACGAUGUUACGCCGGGGCAAUGAUUACGCUGGACUUUACGAUCAAAGACAUUUUGGACUUCUUCUCCGAGAUUGCGCGAUCGCAUUAGUUGCUUGAUUUGUAGCGCAAUUUGAGCUUAGUGAUCACCAAUGAUACUGUUGAUUUUACUCAUCAUAUAAGGUUUUAGUUUGGACAACAGCCUAAUAUCGAAACAAAUUAUUCCAAAUUUAUGUCCAGCCCAUCGGGUCCUUUUUUUAGUGACUGUUCACUCAAAACAUAUUUUGUUGCACCUUGCUAAUAUUAUUAUUAUAUUGUUAUAUUUACACACCCACUUUAUAAGAUAUAGUGCUUACAAAACUGUUGUAGAAAAUUCAACGAGAAUAGAGACAGCAAACGCAAAGUCUAUCAAUCAUUUUGCUUACUAUUUAGUAAUAGAAUUGUAUAUGAUAAAGUUAAUGCGAUGCUAAAUAAAUAGUAACUAUUAAA